AAGAAGAAAAAGGCAUCUCUAAAUAGGAGAAGUGACAAGAAUUCUUUGGUUUUUUUUCACCCCCUCUGAACUAGUUUGUUCAGCAAGAGAAGGAGGUGAUUUAUGUGAUUUAAAAGAAAACCUCUUCUAAUAUGUCAUCGGAGAGAAAGAAGCAAAUUUUCUCACUGCUAAAGUGGAGAAAAGGCAAGAAACAGAAAAGUGAAGAAGAGAAAGCUGAGAUUCCAGCUGACCUAGACUGUGGCUCGUGUCAAUUAAAACAAGAACCUUCAUUGUUUGGGAGGAGUCGAUCAGAAGAUUCGGGCCUGGAUUUAUCAAAUCCUAUUUGCCUUUAUCAGAAGAGAGUGCCAUCUGAUACACAAGAGAACAUCUCCAUCCACAGCAGACACACAUCAAACAGUUCCAGCCUCUACUCUUACUUGUCUUGUGACAGUACAUCAGGACUGUUCCCAAGAUCUCUCAGUUUUACUGCUCUCUCGGGUCCAGAGAAUGAAACUAAAGCAGCACAGUCUCCAAUGGAUGAUGAUGAUGUUUUUGAGCUGAAUAACGUCACACAAACACUGAACAUACCAUAUAACCUUGCAGAGCUGACAGAACUAGCAAAAUCUGAUCUUACAGCCGCAGCUGUUUCCAAGAAUAAGACAGGAAAAGAAAAUGGCUGUGAAAUAAGCUCCAACAACUGGUGCAAGGAAAGCAAAUGGAAAACCACAGAGGAAUCUGAUACCUUGGAAAUAGUUGAGUGCCAGGAGCAGCUCAGACAGAACAGCCUGGAAAAUCAGGUUGUAUCCAGAAGUGCCACAAAUCAAAUGGGCAUGCUGUACAGGCUGUGUAGUUUGAUGGAGAAAAUUACAGAACUGGAAAGAGAUCGACUGGAGCUUCUGAGGCAAAACACUGAACUCCAGGAUCAACUAGCUCAAAGUCAACAGGCUCAGAUCACAUUUCUUAAUUGCUGUACCUGUAAUGCGAGGGCUGGAGUGAAUACUUCUCACACUGCAACACAACAAACCACUUUUAUUAGCCCACCAGUGACAAAGGAAAACCCCACAACAGAGACAAUGAGGAGUCGAGUAUCUUCAGAAGCCAGUGUCAGAUCUGAGGUCACUCGCUCCCGGCACCAACAAGCUGAAACACUGACUCUUGGAUCUACUGAUGAGUUACAUCUGUGUGUUAGCAGGGUGUGAAUGUCACACCUCCUCAUAGCAAGAGUGGACAUUACAAUCAAUCAGUUACUUCCUUCCAAAUUCCAUCUCUGUUUUUGGUAACAAUGACUGGCCUAUGAGCAGGAGUUGACUAAAGAGUGAGUUUUCUCUCUUCUGCCUAAUGUUGUACAGUUAUAGUAUUGCCAUCGUUAUCCUGCUUUGAUCAACCAAGCUAGCUAAUCCACAGCAGGCCUCUGUGAUUUGCAUCAUGGACUAUCGUAUGCAAAAUGUUCAAUGUUUUAUUUUUGCAGUGUUCAAUGCUUGUGCAGUGACAUAGGUGGGAUGUGGAGAAUUAUCAAUCAUGUACCAAUGGUGUGGUCAGAAUACAUUGAGAAAACCACAGCAUUGAUUUGACCACCCAUCACAACCCCACCCCACCUAGUUAACCUCAUGGAGGUAAUUGGAAGGCCAAUACAAUGACAUAGUGAGAAUUGAUCCAGGUCCCAGAGAAAUCUGAGCUGAAAAUGAAACUCUUUGUUCCUGAUAGAAUGGAAAAAGACAAAAAAACAAUAUGUACUUUACAACCUAUAAUCAAAUACAGUACCCUGUCAAAAGUUAGCUUCUCUUAGUUCCUUUAAGAUAAGAUUUCUGUUGAUAUUCAUCUCAAAAUACUAAGCAUGCUGCAAAUGGUUACUACCUCACAAUAUCAUCUUCAGAAAAAUCUGACGUAUCUGAAAUAUUGCAGUUAUUUUUACUCAGUUAAUGCUUUCAGUCUUUCAUAUGGAGAUACUUUACCACCUGCAGAUCUAGAAUUUUCUACUAUUUUUCCAUUAACACACACCUUUGUCAACUCAAAUGGGACAGUAUCAGGAUUUGAAUGCCAUGAAUUCAGCAACAUAUUGAUUGCACCAAAAGAAAGUCUUUACUGCUAAAUCCGAUUUACCAGAUCAGUGUAAUAAUUCUUUGUUUUCCAGAACAAUGGAAAUGCAACAUUUUUACUUACAAGGUCAUUGUGAAGUGCCCAGAAUAAUUGUAAUCUUGUGAUGCAAGGAAAUUUAAAUUGCACUUUUAUAAAAAAAACAUUAAUAAUCGCAUACGUUUAAAAUAUCACAAAUUAGAAGGAUUAAACUAUCAAAUAUUUCACCAUUGAUAAAUUUUGUGUUAAAUGUAUGAAGAGUGUGACCAGCACAACAUGCAAUACAAAGUUGUGUUGACACUUUUUCGCCAGAUCAUGCAUCCAUUCUGGAAAUUCCCUUGAAAGAAACUUAAUAAAUGAUGGGGCCAAGAGGACAUGAGUUGUGUGAAGUAAAGAAGGUGAAAGGGGUGAUUGGAGAUCCAGUUAUUUUAAUAAUUCCUCCCUAAUUUGUUGAAGGAAGUAAGAACAGUAUUGCUUUUGACAUUUUUGUAAAAACAUAUACUUUCUCAUCAAUUUAUUUUGUGCCGCAACUCCUUUGAUAAUGUCAAUGACCGUGAAUAUUUCUGUGUACAUUUGAAUUGUUACACAAUGGGUGCAAUUAAAGAAAAUCAAACAAACCUU
Molecule: messenger RNA, 2673 nt
Organism: Pristis pectinata (smalltooth sawfish)
Lineage: Eukaryota; Metazoa; Chordata; Chondrichthyes; Rhinopristiformes; Pristidae
Exons: 5
Coding region: 132-1178 (348 amino acids)
Source: RefSeq, a predicted model, not a curated record